Dendroctonus ponderosae (mountain pine beetle) is the source of this 953-nucleotide messenger RNA. RefSeq lists its product as uncharacterized. The coding region runs from base 160 to 789 and encodes 209 amino acids. Lineage: Eukaryota; Metazoa; Arthropoda; Insecta; Coleoptera; Curculionidae. The record is from RefSeq and is a predicted model, not a curated record. The transcript is spliced from 4 exons.
ACCAGUAUGGAAAAAACAAUUUUUGCCACAUUUCACUAAAAGAUGUCAUUCAUCAUCGCAUCAAAAUUCCAAUUAUGAGUCCCACAGUACCACAAUACAAGAUCUUGGUGCACGAAAACACUAUCAGCAUUCUCACUAAGUACACUUUUCAUUUAAAAAAUGGUUUCCAGAAUACUCGUCUCAGCCCCAGCUCCGAUUCCCAUAACGCUCCCUCAAUCUUGGAAACUUGGAGCAUUCAACAGAAAGACUUUGGGAAGAACUUCAAAGAACCAAUUGAGAAAUUAUAGCAAAUUUUCCAGGAGUAGUUGUCCACCAAAGCCAGAUGCAAAAAAAUGUCCCCAACCAAUCGAGGACGUUUGCGAGCCACCCAAUGAAAAAUCCGGCAAACGCGAAACAGGCCCAGAGGUCACUCCUUGUAGUCCAGAAUGCCGAAAGGGGACUCCGAAUUUACCUCCUCGCGGUUGCCUACCAUGGGAAAAAGGGGCUGAAUUAUGUCCAGAAAAAGAACCAACAAGAAAAUUAAUUAGUGCCACUUGUGAACACUUGUGCCAACCUUAUGUCGGACAAGGCAUCAUUGACAAAUUAAAAGUAUCCGCGUGCGAGUACCGAAGAUUUGAGAAGUGCUUCAUAAAAGAAAAAGAUGCCAGCCAGUGCUUAGAGCUUGGGCCUAAUAUUGCCCUAUCUCGCAAAAUAUACCCAAUGGCACAUGCUGAACAGAAAAAAUAUCUACCAGGCUGUCCAAUCAAGUCCCAUCAUUUUGUAAGACCAAAAACCGAACCAGAAUGUUGAAAAUAUUAAAAUACCUACUACUGUUCGUGUAAUGAAUAUUCCUUUAUUACUAGAAAAAAUGUACGAAUUUUUAUUGAAGACUUAGAUAAUUUUACUGAAGUUUCAGUUGGAGUUCAGUAAAUUAGUUCUUAAGUUAAAUAGAGACAAACCUGGUGUGAUAGUAA